UUUCAGAUAUAAUUGGUAGUAUUAGUCUAACAAUGUAAUGUGCGGAAACUUAACACAUCGAUCUUCAAUUUUGGAAUUGCUCAAGUUUUUUCUACAAAAGCAUAUUUUUAUUCUGUGUGAAGAAAGAUUACCAUGAUCAUCUUACAGGUGAUGCUUGCACUUCGUUUCUUUGCUUCUGGGAGAUAUAUGGAAGUGAUAGGGGACACCAUGGGCUAUGAUAAAAGUACGGUGAGCCGAGCCGUGGAGAACGUAACAAAUGCACUGCUUACCAAGAAAGACCAAUUUUUAAAAUGGCCUACGCAAGAGGAAAUUAAAAAAUCAAAGGAGAACUUCUAUUUGCCUGGUGGGUUCCCGGAUGUCUUUGGGUGUAUCGAUGGUACACAUGUGAAAAUACAAGCACCAUCAGACAACGAACCAACUUACGUGAACAGGAAAGGAAGGCACUCCAUAAAUGUGCAAGCAAUCUGCUCUCAUGACGGGAAAUUCAUUAAUGUUGAUGCCCACUGGCCUGGUAGUACGCAUGACAGCCACAUUUUUCGGGCGUCAGAAGUCAGCGCAUACCUCGAAAAUCAUCAUCUAGGUGUAGACGAUGAGUAUUUGCUAGGUGACAGCGGGUAUGCUUGUUCCAGAUUUCUGUUAACACCGUAUCUUCAUCCAUCGAACGCCUCUCAGGAGGGCUAUAACUCGGCCCAUUGUCGCACGCGCAACACGAUCGAGAGGGUGUUUGGUUGGUGGAAACGAAAAUUUCAUGUGUUGCAUAGUGAGAUUAGAAUGAAUGUCUGUAGAAUCAUUGGCGCUUGUGCAAUUCUACACAACAUUGCACUGAGUUUAAAGGCAGAGAUGGAGGAUGGUAAUCCUCAACAGGAUAAUGCCGCUUGGCAAUUAAAUUAUCAAGGACCGGAGGAUGGCAGGGCAGUCAGGAACUUCAUAACAAGAACAUAUUUCUAA
Molecule: messenger RNA, 948 nt
Organism: Magallana angulata
Lineage: Eukaryota; Metazoa; Mollusca; Bivalvia; Ostreida; Ostreidae
Product: putative nuclease HARBI1
Exons: 2
Coding region: 133-948 (271 amino acids)
Source: RefSeq, a predicted model, not a curated record